AAGAAGAACAAAUUUGCGGUCUCCAAAGCAAGCAUCCGAGUAUUACCCAAGCAGUUCAACACCAUGGCCAGCGAAAAGAAACCACAGAUCACGUUCGAGGGUUCGUUGUGCGCUUUGGAUACACGCCCAUGCCCUGCUCUGACUAAUGGAAUGGGCAGAAUACCUCGGUGUCACCGAGGCAGCAUUCGAAUGGGCGGACAGUUAUGACUCCAAGGAUUGGGAUCGACUGAGGAAGUGUAUCGCUCCCACACUCCGGGUUGACUACCGCUCGUUCCUCAACAAGCUAUGGGAGGCGAUGCCGGCCGAGGAGUUCAUCGCCAUGAUCUCAGAUAAGUCGGUGCUGGGCAACCCGCUGCUCCGGACCCAACACUUUAUCGGCGGCGCGAGUAAGUGGGACAAGGUGUCAGACACCGAAAUCAUCGGAUACCAUCAGCUGCGGGUGCCGCACCAGGUCUACACGGACGCAAGCCUGCAGGAUGUCGAAGUCAAAGGCCACGCGCAUGGUUUCAACGUACACUACUACAACAAGGUCGACGGAGUGUGGAAGUUUGCCGGCCUGUCCCCCACGAUCAGGUGGUCUGAGUUCGACUUCGACAAGGUGUUUGCGAGCGGUCGCGACAGUUUUGGCGAGUCCAAGUAAGCUGGCGGCGCCGUUUUGCGUGGUCAAUAUUCUAUAAAUGGGGCCGGUGGAGGUUUAUCCUGGAAUGAACUAUUCUUUUAAAAGACAGAGCCCUUAGUUAGCCA
This is a messenger RNA of Chaetomium fimeti, 744 nucleotides long. Its product is annotated as Scytalone dehydratase. Gene Ontology annotation, molecular function: scytalone dehydratase activity. Lineage: Eukaryota; Fungi; Ascomycota; Sordariomycetes; Sordariales; Chaetomiaceae. The record is from RefSeq and is a predicted model, not a curated record. The transcript is spliced from 2 exons. Gene Ontology annotation, biological process: melanin metabolic process. The coding region runs from base 146 to 640 and encodes 164 amino acids.